UAAUAUUUUAGUAGAUAUAACGCAAAAAUUAUAUAGCAUAUAGCAUAAUUUGAAAAAAUUGUAAAGUUUUUGAAUUUUUCUACUUUUGUAAAGCAAGAAAAAAUCGAAAAACCAACCACUCAGUAUUUAAAAUAGUAAAUAGUCCUAUUGUCAGAAACAUUUGCAACUUUCUUGUAUUUACUGAAGAAAAAGAAAACAACAAAUGUGAAUUAUUUGCGUGUCGCAAAUUAAUACAAAAGAAAAUUACUAAAGGCGAAUAAACUCCUGAAUCUCACGCGCUAUGCUCCAUUUGCGUAAAGGACAUAAUGUUGUGGCGAAAGUGCCCGAUUUGUGGAGAAUACAACAGCUGUUAGCAUUUCGGGCAACGCUCUCCACUAGCGCCUAUGCGCUGCAACAGAAAACUGACGCUGGUGAACCAGCGCAAGCGAAUGUUCUGCGAAAGCGUAAGUUCAAGCCACAUGAACCUGAAAGUUCUGAAUCUAUCAUCAAACUACCUGAGCAGGCACGUGUCGUAAUCUGUGGCGGUGGCACUGUGGGUGCAUCGGUCGCCUACCAUUUGGCGCUACAAGGCUGGGGCAAAGACACUUUGCUUAUUGAACAGGACAAUGUGGGUGGUGGCAAUCCCUGGGCAGCUAGCGGCUUGGCUGGGCGUUUUGAGCCAAGUUACACAGAAUUGCGACUGGCCGAGUACUCAAUUGACUUGAUCAAAUCCUUAACAGCGCAAGGACUAGCCACGGGUUGGCAGCCAGUCGGCAGUUUAAAUUUGGCGCGUACUUUCGAUCGUAUGACGGUUUUCCAUCGCAUGCGUUCUCAGGGGCGCGCUUGGGGCAUCAAUUGCGAGAUACUCACAGCCGAACAAUGCAAAGAACGUUGUCCGUUGAUUGAGACGAGCGAUCUGGCUGGUGGAUUGUGGAUUCCCGAAGAUGGCGUUUGUGACCCGCAUAAAGUUUGCAUCUCGUUUGUUGAGGAAGCGCGUCGUUUGGGUGUGCAGGUGGUAGAACACUGUGCGGUGCUAAAGAUUAACAGUGCACAUGGAAAGGUGAGCCGCAUCGAGACUUCGGCGGGCGAUGUGCUGUGUGACUAUUUUGUGAAUUGUGCGGGAUUCUGGGCGCGUGGUGUGGGUACACUGUCAACGCCGCAAGUAAAGGUGCCACUGAAGGCCGUGGAGCAUCAUUACUUGCAUACCAAACCUAUUGAAGGGCUCGACCCGAUGACGCCAUUCGUACGCGACUUUGACGGGCGCGUAUAUUUCCGUGAGAAAAAUGGGCGCAUAUUGGCGGGUGGUUUUGAGCGCGAGGCAAAAAUGCUCUACGAAGAUGGCGUUAUACCGCUGUCGCAAAAAGAGCGCGAGCAGCCACCAGACUGGGAUCACUUUCACAGCCUACUCGAUGAGCUGCUGUAUCGCGUUCCAUUACUGAGGUCAUCGUUACUUGAUCGACUGACGAACUCGUUGGAAUCGUUUUCGCCAGAUUGUAAAUGGAUUUUGGGUGAAGCACCUGAAAUUCAAAAUUAUUAUGUGUCAGCGGGCAUGAAAACAAUAGGUGUUUCGGCCGCAGGUGGCAUUGGGCGCGUCAUCGCCGAUUUAAUAGUGAAGGGUUCAACGUUUCUGGAUUUACAUAUAUUGGAUAUAAGCCGUUUUCUGGGACUGCAUAACAAUCGAAAGUUUCUGCGUGAUCGCUGCAAAGAGGUGCCAGGCAAGCACUUCGAAAUCAAUUAUCCAUUCAAUGAGUUUCAAACAGGUCGCAAUUUGCGUAUGUCUCCAAUCUAUCCGGCGCUCAAGGAAGCAGGCGCAGUAUUUGGACAAACAAUGGGCUAUGAGCGACCAAACUUCUUCGAUCCGAAUGACAAGAUGGACGAGUUUGGCUUAACACGCUUUCGUACUGCCGAAACGAAAACUUUCGGCAAGCCGCCCUGGUUCGAUCAUGUCGCCAACGAGUAUAAUGCCUGUCGUGAGCGUAUCGGCAUCGCCGACUAUAGUUCGUUCACCAAAUACGAUCUAUGGUCGAAGGGACGUGAAGUAAUCGAUUUGUUGCAAUAUCUCUGCUCCAAUGAUGUCGAUGUGCCGGUGGGUGCAAUUAUACACACGGGCAUGCAGAACCAUUUGGGUGGCUAUGAGAAUGAUUGCUCGAUAGCGCGACUCUCCGAGCGACACUAUAUGAUGAUCGCGCCAACCGUGCAACAAACGCGCUCAAUCACUUGGAUACGCAAACAUAUGCCAAAUCAUUUACGAUCCGGUGUAAACGUAGCCGAUGUGACAUCAAUGUACACCGCCAUUUGUAUACUCGGCCCAUACACACGCAUUUUGCUCUCCGAAUUGACGGACACCGACUUGACGCCGAAAAAUUUCCCAUUCUUUACAUAUAAAGAACUCGAUGUGGGCUUGGCUAAUGGGAUACGCGUGCUAAAUAUUACCCAUACUGGCGAAUUAGGUUAUGUUUUGUAUAUACCAAAUGAAUUCGCGUUACAUGUUUACACACGUUUGUAUCAAGCUGGACAAAAAUUUGGCAUACAUCAUGCAGGCUACUAUGCCACGCGCACAUUGCGUAUUGAAAAAUUCUAUGCCUUCUGGGGUCAGGAUCUGAACACAUUUACCACACCGCUGGAAUGCGGACGUAGCUGGCGUGUCAAAUUGAAUAAACCCAUCAACUUUAUUGGCCGCGAUGCGCUGCUUAAGCAACGCGAAGAGGGCGUCAAGCGCAUGUAUGUCCAGCUGCUACUUAACAAUCACGAUCAUGAAGUGGAUUUGUGGUGUUGGGGUGGUGAACCCAUCUAUCGUGAUGGCACAUAUGUAGGCAUGACCACCACCACCGGUUAUGGCUUCACAUUCAAGAAGCAAGUUUGCCUCGGCUUUGUGCGUAAUUUCGCCGAAGAUGGCACGGAAUUACCGGUGACAAAUGAAUAUAUUCUUUCCGGCCACUAUGAGGUGGAAGUAGCGGGCAUACGUUUCGAAGCGAAAGUCAAUUUGCAUUCACCCAAUUUGCCAACGAAAUUCCCCGACAAAGAGCGUGAGGCCUAUCAUGCGACACGGGACAAGCAAGGGCAGGCGGAUUUAUUGUCCUACGAGACGAAAUACUGAACGAAAUGAACUAGAAGCUUAAAUGAUUAGAGAAGGCAGAAAAUAUAUACGACAAGGGACACUGUGUCGCUAGAACUGGUUAUUAGUUUAUUGUAUUGUAUUAUUGUAUAUGAAUUAAUUUUAUUUUCAUUACGACUUCCUUAAUUUUAAUUUUUAUCCUGUUAUUGCCUAGUUUAUUUAGCAAGUUUUAGUAAUUUAGUGUUUAUUUAGCCAGGUAUGACUUGUUCCUUAUAAAUUUUUAUUUACGCGCCUUAGGAAUAAUUAAAUGUUAUAUUAUAUUAUGAAAUCGUGUUGAUAUUUUUAAAUCUCAAAUAUACUGAUUUACACAUCAGUUAUAUACUUAUACAGUUGUUCGAACUAACCACCCAGAUUUUUUUUUUUUUAAGUUUUUAAUUACUUCAAAAUAUGCAUUAUACAUAAAAAAUUAAGACAUUAUUGGAAUCGAAAAAGUCUGCUACGAGCAUUUCAUUUACGAAACAACAAAUCGAAAUUUUUUCCAAAAUAUACAGUCUAGCAAUUUGUAGGCUUAAAUUUGAUAUUAGCAAUUAUAUUAAAAAAAAACUAAUACUGCAGCUCAAUUAAUUACAAAAGACCUGUUGAAACAUUUU
Molecule: messenger RNA, 3684 nt
Organism: Anastrepha obliqua
Lineage: Eukaryota; Metazoa; Arthropoda; Insecta; Diptera; Tephritidae
Product: pyruvate dehydrogenase phosphatase regulatory subunit, mitochondrial
Exons: 7
Coding region: 281-3076 (931 amino acids)
Cellular component (GO): mitochondrion
Molecular function (GO): protein binding; oxidoreductase activity
Source: RefSeq, a predicted model, not a curated record